Molecule: messenger RNA, 2349 nt
Organism: Coregonus sp. 'balchen'
Lineage: Eukaryota; Metazoa; Chordata; Actinopteri; Salmoniformes; Salmonidae
Source: the annotation of a GenBank genome assembly
UUCCAGCAGCAGAUCCCUAAACUGGCAGUGACAAAGGAAGACACCGCACUGUAUGUGGCUGACCAACUUGGCUAUGCUCUUGGCUCAGAGAACCCCCCCCCCGAGAGGUAAGAUUGUUUUCUCAACUCGUUAGAACAGGUCUGAUAAAAAGAGAUCAAAAGAGAGCAGGAUUUAUUUUGUCUCAGAGCAUUAUAUUGAUCUAUGAAUUCAAAAAGUAAAAAGCAUCUUUAUUUAUUCAGCUGAAAACUACUGGCAUACGAUACCGGCAGCAUCACCGGGUACGUGCAGCACCUGCUAAUCGGCAACACCCUCUCAAACAUAAACAACAAAAUUGUGCUUCACAUUUUGCUCACGCCCUCCCUGCCUUUUACCAUCUUGUCCAGGUUGCAGAUUGUUGACAAUGACCAAGUACUGCUCACCUCGUCUAUAGACUGCACUGUGCGCCUGUGGAGUACCUGCAGAGUGUUCAUAGGUAGGGGUCAAUUCACACAGGUCAUUUGUCCUGUUGUCUCCUCCUCUGAAUACAAGUUUUAUGAUUUAUGCUUUAUGCCUUAAGGUGAAUGUUCAGUAGAUAGUGGUGUGUUUUGGGGAUAGAUGCUUCCCUUGUGUAGACUAUAAUAGCCACUGUUAUAGUUAUGGUAUUUAGUUCAGUUAAACACUACCUUCCCAAUAACAGCUCCUCCUGUGUACUAACAUCAUCAUUUCUCUUUGGUUCUUACUCUCAACACUGACCAAUUUAAAGUAACUGAUCGUUCUCUCUCUCUCUCUCUCUCUCUCUCUCUCUCUCUCUCUCUCUCUCUCUCUCUCUCUCUCUCUCUCUCUCUCUCUCUCUCUCUCAAUUCAAUUUCAAUUUAAGGGCUUUAUUGGCAUGGGAAACGUAUAUUAACAUUGCCAAAGCAAGUGAAGUAGAUAGUAAACAAAAGUGAAAUAAACAAAACAUAUUAACAGUAAACAUUACACUCAGAAGUUCCAAAAGAAUAAAGACAUUUCAAAUGUCAUAUUAUGUAUAUAUAUGUAUAUAUAUAGUGUUGUAACAAUGUGCAAAUAGUUAAAGUACAAAUGGGAAGAGGGUAGGGCUUAAACUGCAUCCCUGUCUCACCCCACGGCCCUGUGGAAAGAAAUGUGUGUGUUUUUUGCCAAUUUUAACCGCACACUUGUUGUUUGUGUACAUGGAUUUUAUAAUGUCGUAUGUUUUUCCCCCAACCCCACUCUCCAUCAAUUUGUAUAGCAGACCCUCAUGCCAAAUUGAGUCAAAAGCUUUUUUGAAAUCAACAAAGCAUGAGAAGACUUUGCCUUUGUUUUGGUUUGUUUGUUUGUCAAUUAGGGUGUGCAGGGUGAAUACGUGGUCUGUCGUACAGUAAUUUGGUAAAAAGCCAAUUUGACAUUUGCUCAGUACAUUGUUUUCACUGAGGAAAUUAACUAGUCUGCUGUUAAUGAUAAUGCAGAGGAUUUUCCCAAGGUUGCUGUUGACGCAUAUCCCACGGUAGUUAUCUCUCUCUCUCUCUCUCUCUCUCUCUCUCUCUCUCUCUCUCUGUGGGACCCUCUGAGCAUGCCAGCUCACCCCAUCCUGGAGGGAGAGACCACAGUGUCAGAUGUCAUUAAUACUGACGACUUUGAGGCCACUAGCACCGAGACAAUAAAAAAAAAAAGUAAUUUCCGAGCCUCUUCAUCGACGCCGACAAGAGUGUAAUGUUCAGGGCAAAUGUGCAUGUACAGGGCUGAUUUUGCAUCUCUCUCUCACGUUCUUUCUCUCUGUCCCACUCCCUCUCUCUCUGUCUCUGUCCCUCUGUCGCUCUCUCCCUCUCUAUCUCUCUCCCUCCAUCAAUCUUUCCCUCUCUCUCUUCCUUUCCCUCUCAUCCUCUCUCACCCUCUUUCUCCUUCUCUGUCUCUCUCUCUUCUCUUCUCUCUCGAGAUGUAAUUGCAGUUCGACUUGCCCAGCAAGCUUAGACACCCUCCACUGUCCAUCAGCGACAUAGACAUCAAGGAAGAGAUUAAAACCUCUUGUUACACAGAAGAACAUGGGAAACGGUGAGUUAGCCACAUUACACGCAUCAUGCAGUAAAUUGUAGGCAAGCAGGCACAGGUCUAGGCUCUGAACACGGCAUGGGAAUAAAUUAUUUUCUGCCGGCAGUAAAUUGAGUUUGCUAUCUCUCACAUUUCAGACCGCGACAUUAAAUAUUCAAGCAUACUAACAAGCCACCCAAUCAUGGCGGACCCAAGACCUACCACACUCUCAAGUACUUUGAUAUCAUCGACGCGCCAACCACCUGCGAGAGGCCCAAUCUUUCCCUGGCUGGCAUCGAUCCUUUCAUAUCAAGCUUUGUGGAACAGGAGUCGGCUAAAUGCCAA